GAUACACUCUCUUCGCGUCCACCAUUACUACUUCACUGCUCACAACUGAUGCCUGCGGCGAUCUACACGCCUUAAAAAAGAGCAGAACAAUACCAUCUUUAGAUUUAAACGCCAAUCCACACCCAUCAUGGAUGUUGAGCUGUACGUCUAUGACCUUUCCAAGGGUCUCGCGCGAUUGUAUUCCAUGCCCUUGACGGGCACCCAAAUCGAUGCCAUCUACCACACCUCUCUGGUUCUAAAUGGGGUCGAGUACUACUAUGGCCAGGGCAUCCAGACGGCUGUGCCCGGUAGCACACACCAUGGCCAGCCGAUGGAGAAGCUGCAUUUGGGCCAAACGGAGCUCCCCUUGGAUGUGAUCGAAGAAUACAUCCAGUCCGUGGUGGAAAUUUACACGCCCGAGUCCUACGAUCUCUUCCUGCAUAACUGCAACAACUUCACUCAAGACCUGGCCAUGUUUCUUCUCGGAAAGGGCAUUCCGGAACACAUCCGAAACCUCCCGCAGACCUUCCUGAGCACGCCCUUUGGUCAGAUGAUGAAGCCACAGAUCGAAAUGGCCCUGCGUGGUGUCACCCAAGGCACUGGCACAGACGGUGCUCAAGCGCCCGCUACCAGAGCACCAGCAGCGCCGGCAGCGCCGGCCCAACCCUCGCCCGUUACCCAGGGCGUGGUCCGAAUGGCAAGCAGCCUGGCCCAGCUGGAGCAGCAUCUCACCGCCGCCUCCCACUCAUGCGCUGUCAUCUUCUUUACCUCCGCCACCUGUCCGCCCUGCAGAAUGGUCUAUCCCACGUACGACGAACUGGCCGAAGAGGCCGGGGACCGCGCCAUCCUGAUCAAAGUCGACAUCAGCAGCGCGCUGGACGUCAGCACGAAAUACCGCGUGCGCGCCACGCCCACCUUCAUGACCUUCCUCAAGGGCCAGAAGGUCGACGAGUGGGCCGGCGCCAACCCAGCGCAGCUGCGCGGCAACGUGCGCCUGCUGCUGGAGAUGGCGCACCCGACGCACCGUCACCGCCAGCUCCAUCUCCCCAGCUUUCAGCGUCACCUCACCAACUACGUCACCUACAAGAAGAUCCCUUCACUCGAUAAGCUGCGGCAGAAGCUCCACCCCCACACCACCGACACCACCCUGACAGCCAUCAUCGACUUCAUCCAACGCCGCUUCAGCAGCCCUGAACCUGCCGCCGACGUCGCCCUGCCAUCCUCCCUCCCAACCUUCGGCCCCUACCUCCAAACGACACUACGCACUCUCGCCCCGGAGCACCAAUUCGCACUCGUCGACCUCGCGCGCCUCCUCUUCCUCGACCCCCGCGUAUCGGGCUACUUCGCCGCCGAAGACCCGCACCACGACCUCCUGCGCACCCUGCUGGCCUCUGCAACCGCCUCCCCAUCAACCACCCCCUACCCGCUACGCAUCACCCUCCUCCAACUCGCCUGCAACCUAUUCACGACCCCGCUCUACCCAGACCACUUCUCAGGGUCCAACAACAACCAGAACCUUGCCCUCCUCCAAGACCUCCUCCACCUGACGACAGCCUCACUCCUAGACCCGCACACCAAUCUCCGUAUCGUCGCCGCCUCCUUCGCCUACAAUCUCGCCGCGCACAACCACAACGCCCGCUUCGCCAGCCGGCCGGAUCCCCUCACGGACGAAAUGCAGGUCGAGCUCGUCGCGUCGCUGGUCGAGGCCAUCGGGCAGGAGACGCAGAGCCGCGAGGCGUUGCACGGGGCGCUGUUCGCGUUGGGGCUGCUCGUGUACGAGGCGCCGGAGGAGGGGACGGUCGUGGACCUGUGCAAGGCGAUGGGGGUCGCGGAGAUGGUGGUGGGGAAGAGGAACAUCCCCGAGUUGAAGGGCGAGGAGACGUUGAUCCGGGAGGUAGGGGAGGUGUUGCUCGGACGGGGGUAGGUUUUGUUUCUACGUUGUAGUAUGAUUCUGUGGUGGAGUACAGGGUC
Aspergillus homomorphus CBS 101889 is the source of this 1950-nucleotide messenger RNA. Its product is annotated as bifunctional C97 family peptidase/thioredoxin family protein. The transcript is spliced from 5 exons. Gene Ontology annotation, molecular function: peptidase activity. Bases 128 to 1903 code for a protein of 591 amino acids. Gene Ontology annotation, biological process: protein modification by small protein removal. NCBI's taxonomy places the organism in Eukaryota, Fungi, Ascomycota, Eurotiomycetes, Eurotiales, Aspergillaceae. The record is from RefSeq and is a predicted model, not a curated record.